Rattus rattus (black rat) is the source of this 2353-nucleotide messenger RNA. It is a transcript of the gene Col10a1, whose product is annotated as collagen type X alpha 1 chain. The coding region runs from base 25 to 2076 and encodes 683 amino acids. Gene Ontology annotation, molecular function: protein binding. Lineage: Eukaryota; Metazoa; Chordata; Mammalia; Rodentia; Muridae. The transcript is spliced from 2 exons. The record is from RefSeq and is a predicted model, not a curated record.
GUUUUUCAGAAUCCAUUUGAAAAUAUGCUGCCACAAAUACCCUUUCUGCUGCUAGUGUCCUUGACGCUGGUUCAUGGAACGUUUUAUGCUGAGCGGUACCAAACUCCCACAGGCGUGAAGAGCGCACUUGCCAGCCCCAGGACACAAUACUUCAUCCCAUACCCUAUAAAGGGUAAAGAGAUUUCAGUAAGAGGAGAACAAGGCAUUCCUGGUCCACCAGGCCCAGCUGGACCUCGAGGACACCCAGGUCCCUCAGGACCUCCAGGAAAGCCAGGCUAUGGAAGUCCUGGACUCCAAGGAGAGCCAGGGUUGCCAGGACCACCAGGAAUAUCAGCCACUGGGAAGCCGGGCCUGCCGGGCCUGCCAGGCAAACCAGGGGAGAGAGGACCACAUGGACACAAAGGAGAUAUUGGCCCAGCUGGCUUACCAGGGCCUCGGGGCCCUCCAGGCCCACCCGGAAUCCCUGGUCCAGCUGGAAUUUCUGUGCCAGGAAAACCCGGACAGCAGGGACUUACAGGUGCUCCAGGAUCUAGGGGCUUUCCUGGAGAAAAGGGGGCACCAGGAGCUCCUGGUGUGAAUGGACAGAAAGGGGAAACCGGAUAUGGUGCUCCUGGCCGUCCAGGUGAGAGGGGUCUUCCAGGCCCUCAGGGUCCCGUAGGCCCCCCUGGCUCCCCUGGAGUGGGAAGAAGAGGUGAAAACGGCUUUCCGGGACAGCCUGGCAUAAAAGGUGACCGGGGUUUCCCAGGAGAAGCGGGACCACCCGGUCCACCAGGUCCACAAGGUCCUCCUGGGAAGCAAGGACGAGAAGGUAUUGGGAAGCCAGGAGCCACUGGAUCCCCCGGUCGGCCAGGUAUCCCAGGAGAAAAAGGCCACCCAGGGACUCCAGGAAUAGCUGGGCCUCCAGGAGCUCCUGGCUUUGGAAAACAAGGUUUGCCAGGUUUGAGGGGACAAAGGGGACCUGCUGGUCUUCCUGGGGCUCCAGGUGCCAAAGGGGAACAAGGGCCAGCAGGUCAUCCUGGUGAACCAGGUCUGACUGGAUCCCCUGGGAAUAUGGGACCCCAAGGACCUAAAGGAAUCCCAGGGACUCAUGGUAUCCCAGGCACUAAAGGUGAGACAGGUCUGGUGGGGCCUGCAGGGCCACCCGGGGCUAGAGGAGCAAGGGGCCCCCCUGGGUUAGAUGGAAAAACAGGAUAUCCUGGGGAGCCAGGUCUCAAUGGUCCUAAGGGUAACCCAGGGUUACCAGGACCAAAAGGUGAUCCUGGAGUGGGAGGAGCCCCUGGUCUUCGAGGUCUUGUUGGCCCUACAGGACCUAAGGGAGUGCCUGGACACAAUGGUGAGGCAGGUCCAAGAGGUGAACCUGGAAUACCAGGUACCAGGGGCCCUAUUGGACCACCAGGUAUCCCAGGAUUCCCUGGAUCUAAGGGUGACCCAGGAAAGCCAGGUGCUCCGGGCCCAGCUGGAAUAGUAACUAAGGGCCUCAAUGGGCCCGCUGGUCCUCCAGGGCGUCCUGGUCCAAGAGGUCAUAGUGGAGAGCCUGGUCUCCCAGGUCCUCCAGGACCCCCAGGACCCCCAGGACCCCCCAGCCAAGCAGUCAUACCUGAUGGCUUCACAAAGAGCGGACAGAGGCCCAGGCUUUCUGGGAUGCCUCUUGUCAGUGCUAACCAGGGGGUAAGAGGCAUGCCGGUGUCCGCUUUUACUGUGAUUCUUUCCAAAGCUUACCCAGCGGUAGGUGCUCCCAUCCCAUUUGAUGAGAUUCUGUACAACAGGCAGCAGCACUAUGACCCAAGAUCUGGAAUCUUUACCUGUAAGAUCCCAGGCAUAUACUAUUUUUCCUAUCACAUCCAUGUGAAGGGGACUCACGUUUGGGUAGGCCUGUAUAAGAACGGCACGCCCACAAUGUACACGUAUGAUGAGUACAGCAAAGGCUACUUGGAUCAAGCUUCAGGGAGCGCGAUCAUGGAGCUCACGGAAAAUGACCAGGUGUGGCUCCAGUUGCCCAAUGCGGAAUCGAACGGCCUCUACUCCUCUGAGUAUGUCCACUCGUCCUUCUCAGGAUUCCUAGUGGCUCCCAUGUGAACACUUCCUGUCAAGCUCAUUCUAAUCCCCCGCUUAGAACCCCCCACCCCAUUCCAUCGCCCGAUCCCGCCCUGGUGAUGCAUAUGGAGGUAGGCUAAAAGUAAUGUGAAUAAGCUUUCUAAAGUGCACUCCGGGACCAGGUUUCCUCCUGUAAGAGUGAGCAGCAACAGUGGGUAUGUGAGGAUCCUCUCGAACACUCGGCAGUUCUAAGGCCCUGGGUGGAGGGUGGGGGGUGCUCCUGUCGUCCCAUCCUUAUUUAAAUUUCUUAACGUAAGUU